UACUGGAAGACUCAUACUUUUGCAAGAAUGAAAACCAUCUUGCCCUGCCUUCUUGUUCUCGCCAUUAGCGUGCCACUGUCUGAUGCUUCUUGCUUCCUUAUGGCAUGCAAGCCAGGGAUAUCUGAUGGUGUGACUGUAGGCUGCCUUGACUCGGAAGGAAAGCUACAUGAAUUUGGUUCCCAAUGGAGGACAGAUGACUGCAGUGAUUGCUCCUCUUCCAGGGGUGGAAUUCGCUGCUGCUCCAGCUAUGCAACACCAGUUGACUACGAUAAAGAGAAGUGUGAAAGCAUUUUCAACAAGGAGACCUGCUCUUAUAAAGUAGUAGAGAAAGAUGAUAACUCCAAAGAAUGCCCAGUCCAUUCAUGGGUGGGGUAGCAGAAAAGAAUGGUGGAUUGGGGGGAUAUUUCCUUUUAUUGUUUUAAGGGUUCUCUUUCGCAAAUUCAAGAACACUUAAAAAUGCAGUUGUUGAGUGAAAUCUACUCAUAAAACCCAACACAAAAUAAAACUGAAUAUCUAUCCCCCAAAAAAUCCCUUGGUUUCUCUGCCUUCUGCUUCACCAUGAAGAAAGAACCGACCUGUUCCUCCCUUGAGAUCAGACAUAAAAGCUGACAUUUAAAGUAUC
Corapipo altera (White-ruffed manakin) is the source of this 622-nucleotide messenger RNA. It is a transcript of the gene MSMB, whose product is annotated as microseminoprotein beta. The record is from RefSeq and is a predicted model, not a curated record. The transcript has 4 exons. The coding region runs from base 28 to 375 and encodes 115 amino acids. NCBI's taxonomy places the organism in Eukaryota, Metazoa, Chordata, Aves, Passeriformes, Pipridae.